CAGGAAGUGAGAGACGGGAGUUAAGAUACAAAUACAAAUAAGUUGGCAGAUCCUGUGAAAGUAAGCUGCUCUUGAAGUGGAGAGAAGACCAGAAGUAACAGGGAGAAUGGCAUCAAGGAAGAAAGUUCUUCUAAAAGUCAUUAUUCUUGGGGAUUCAGGUGUUGGAAAGACGUCUUUAAUGAACCAGUAUGUUAACAAGAAAUUCAGUAAUCAGUACAAAGCUACAAUAGGAGCUGACUUCCUUACAAAGGAGGUGAUGGUUGAGGACAGACUUGUUACUUUGCAGAUUUGGGACACAGCUGGACAGGAAAGGUUUCAGUCUCUUGGGGUCGCGUUUUAUCGGGGUGCUGACUGCUGUGUGCUGGUAUUCGAUGUUACUGCUCAUACCACAUUUAAGACACUGGAUUCCUGGAGAGAUGAGUUUUUGAUUCAGGCCGGUCCUCGUGACCCAGACAACUUCCCUUUCCUGGUCCUAGGCAACAAGAUUGACCUGGAAAACAGGCAGGUGACAACAAAGCGGGCACAGGCAUGGUGUCAGAGUAAAAACAAUAUUCCAUACUUUGAAACCAGUGCAAAAGAGGCCAUCAAUGUUGAACAGGCAUUUCAAACCAUUGCACGUAAUGCUCUAAAACAGGAAACAGACCUUGAUACUGAUAUUGAAAUUCCAGAUCAGAUUAAGUUGAACAGAAAUGACAUCUCCAGCUCGUCUGAACAAAGCUGUAGCUGCUAACGCUUGUGUAUAUUGACACUAACAGAUUUGCACAAUCUACCUUUGCCCUUUUAAAAAUUUAUUUUUACUUCAAUAAACACACACACACACAAUAUGUAUGUACAGUAUAAAAUGUGCCAAAAUUAUUGAUUUUUUUAAAUUUACAAAAUAUUUUAAAUAAAUACAAUCAAAUAA
Molecule: messenger RNA, 904 nt
Organism: Tachysurus vachellii
Lineage: Eukaryota; Metazoa; Chordata; Actinopteri; Siluriformes; Bagridae
Product: ras-related protein rab7-like
Exons: 6
Coding region: 107-730 (207 amino acids)
Biological process (GO): phagosome-lysosome fusion; endosome to lysosome transport
Cellular component (GO): lysosome; late endosome; phagocytic vesicle
Molecular function (GO): GTPase activity; GTP binding
Source: RefSeq, a predicted model, not a curated record